Vigna unguiculata (cowpea) is the source of this 2677-nucleotide messenger RNA. RefSeq names its product disease resistance protein RUN1-like. The record is from RefSeq and is a predicted model, not a curated record. NCBI's taxonomy places the organism in Eukaryota, Viridiplantae, Streptophyta, Magnoliopsida, Fabales, Fabaceae. Gene Ontology annotation, biological process: defense response; signal transduction. Gene Ontology annotation, molecular function: ADP binding.
CAAACCAACAUGCCUCAUUGAAGCAUAUAUAGGAAAGUAAAGCUUUCAAUAUUUUCAAUAUAUAUAUGAUGGGCGUGUUGUUUUGUCCUUAGUUUAUUAAGAAAAUUUUUGCUCUUGAUUAUACAAAAUGGCAUCGUCAACUUCUUGUGGUGUUAGUGAAAUAAAACAUGAUGUGUUCAUCAGCUUUAGAGGCACAGAUGUCCGCAGUGGUCUUCUUAGCCAUUUGAAAAGAGAAUUACAUCGCAAGCAUAUUGAUGCCUAUGUGGAUGAGAGACUUGAUAAAGGAGGUGAAAUAUUACCCUUGCUUCUCAGAGCAAUUGAAGGGUCAAAAAUAUUUUUGGUCGUAUUCUCCAAACACUAUGCUUCAUCACAGUCGUGCCUAGAAGAGCUUGCCAAAAUGGUUGAAUGCAUGGAAACAAAUAACCAGAUUCUUCUACCUGUUUUCUUCCAUGUAGAUCCAUCACACGUGCGACACCAACAUGGAGAUUAUGGAGAUGAUUUAGCUCAACAUGAAGAAAAGUUCAAGGAAAACAUGCUCAAGGUACAAAGUUGGAGAUCAGCUUUGAAAAAAGCUGGUCGUUCAUCCGGAUUUCAUUAUCCAACAAAUUAUAAGAAUGAAUCUGAUCUUGUGGAUGAAAUUGUGAAAGACAUUUCAGUAAAAUUGAGCGAGUUUUACCCAAGUGAAUCAAAUGGUCUUGUUGGAAUUGAUCAAAACAUUACACAGAUUCAGUCCUUGCUGCGAGUAGAAUCAAAUGAAGUUGUUUUUGUUGGAAUUUGGGGCAUGGGUGGAAUAGGUAAGACAACCAUUGCCCGUGCCAUAUUUGAUAAAUGUUCUCUUCGGUAUGAUGGUUGUUGUUUCUUCAAUGUAAGAGAAGAAUCGGAACGGCAUGGAUUCAGCAAUUUACGAGAGAGGCUCAUUUAUGAACUACUUGAAGGAGAAGAUCUCCAUAGAAGCGGCACAAGCAAAGCAAGAAUCUUCAGUUCUGCUCUAAGAAUGCUGGGUCGGAGAAAAGUUAUGGUGGUGAUUGAUGAUGUAAAUACUUCUGAAGAAUUACAGUAUCUGGUCACAAAACCUGUUUGCUUUGGUGCGGGGAGUAGAGUGAUAGUAACAAGUAGAGAUCAGAACGUGCUUACAAGUGGAGAACUUCAUCAAAUUCAUGAGGUCAAGGAAAUGGGCCCUCUUGAUUCUCUCAAGCUCUUCUGUUUGAAUGCCUUCAAUGAAAGCCAACCCAAAACGGGAUAUGAAAAACUAACUGAAGAGGUGCUUAAAAUCGCCCAGGGCAAUCCCUUAGCCUUAAAAGUUUUAGGUGCAGAUUUCCAUUCCAGAAGUGGUAAAAACACAUGGAAGUGUGCAUUAAGCAAAUUCAAGAAGUAUCCCAAUGAGAAAAUUCAAAGUGUGUUGAAAUUCAGUUAUGAUGGACUGCAUGAAGUAGAGAAAAAGGCCUUCCUAGAUAUUGCAUUCUUUUUCCAAGAAGACACCGAAGAGUAUGUUAUAAAACAACUAGAUGCAUGGGGACUUCAUGGAGCUAGUGGAGUGGAGGUUCUCCAACGAAAAGCUCUCAUAACAGUUUCAAAUGACAACAUAAUACAAAUGCAUGACCUGAUACGACAAAUGGGUUGGGAAAUAGUUCGUCAAGAAUGUAUUAUACAUCCAGGGAGACGCACCCGAUUGAGGGAUAAAGAGGAAGUAUACAAUGUAUUGAGGUAUAAGCUGGGAAGCGAUAAGGUGGAGGCCAUGCAAGUAGAUGUGUUUCGAAUUAAAGAUUUGCCUCUGAAACUGGGAACUUUUAAGAAGAUGCCUCGUCUGAGAUUUCUGAAAUUUUAUCUCCCAUUGCAUGAUAAUCUUUUCAUGCCGCCAAACCAGGAUGGAAAUUUAUGGUAUGGAGAACAUCACUUUCCGUUGCUUUUAUCUGCAUGGUGCAAAGAACUAAUGAAAGUUGCAUGUGAGAUUCAGAUAAAGUGUAUUGAGUACCUUUAUAUUGAUGGUUGUUCACAUCCUUCUCAACUGAACAAAUCUUCAGUAACACCGACGCUAGGAAACCAUGCAAUGGAAACACUGUCGUUGGCAUUGAUGUCAUUGAACGAACCAAUUGGUUCUCUCAGGGAUCUUGAAUGCUCAGAUAUGCUUGAUCAACAAUUUAAGACUCUGCCUGAUGGGUUACUUUGCCUGAGAUCUACUUAUUAUCUUAAGCUUUCUAAAAAGAGCACGGGGCAAGACAGUGGAAAACCUAAGUUGCACGUUCUGUUUGACAGCUUAAGGUUUUAUGAACGAAUAUCUGUGAGCCAGUUGGAUAACUCAGAUGUUGGGGGUCAUCGGGUGCCAUUCUUUUAUGUUGCUGCUUUUAUCUUUCUAUUGCAUCUCCUUCUUAAGAGACCCUGGUUUCAGUUCCUCUUUUCUUUUCCUUUCCAAUUCUCUUGCAUUUUCUUUUUGUAUCUUUUUUCUCAUCUUACUUCCCUGUUCUAUCCACCCCUUGCAUUUUCCCUGUCAUGGGUAGAGGCUUUCUUUCUACUCCUGUUCUUUAACAUUUUGGGUAAAAUAUGUUAUUGGUUUCUCAGGGUUUUUAAGAAAUAUUAGUGUUGUGUUGAUUUAUCUACUAAGAUAUGACAGUUAGAAACUGCUGUAAUAGUUUCCGACAAGUAGGGGAAAAUUGUAAUGUGAAGUCACAACUAACAUUAA